UCUUUCCGCCAGCCCAUCUUAUCCUUUGAGAGGCGGGGGUUUAAAUAGCAACAUGCAACAUUAUCUUCACUCUCUGACAGAGAACGGGGCGCUAAAAAACUUUUCAGAAAGCACUGCUUAUCCCAGUGUUGCAUCUAAAAUGGUAUCGAUUAAACGGUUGAUGUCUCUGAUCUCUAUGUCUUGGGAGCAAACGCUCAUAUGUUUGGGCAGUCUGGUCAUUACACUCUUCACUUUGCUGGUAAUUCGCCAGCUCGUAAAACAGCGGAGACCCCGAGGGUUUCCCCCAGGACCGACACCUUUACCCAUGCUAGGGAAUAUUCUGUCCCUGGCCACAGAGCCUCACGUCUACAUGAAGAGGCAGAGUGAAAUCCACGGACAGAUUUUCAGUCUAGACUUGGGAGGAAUCUCAACUGUUAUACUAAAUGGUUAUGAUGCCAUUAAAGAGUGCCUGUAUCACCAAAGUGAGGUUUUCGCAGACCGUCCAUCCCUCCCUUUAUUUCAGAAGAUGACAAAAAUGGGAGGCCUUCUGAACUGCAAAUACGGUCAAAGCUGGAUUGAACACCACAAACUGGCUGUGAACUGCUUCCGCUACUUUGGCAGUGGUCAGCAGAUGUUUGAGAAGAUUUCUGAGGAGUGCCUGUUUUUCCUUGAUGCUAUUGACCAGCAUCAGGGGAAGCCCUUUAACCCUAAACAUCUUGUGACCAAUGCUGUCUCCAACAUCACCAACCUCAUUAUCUUCGGACAACGUUUCACCUACGAUGACAGCGAUUUUCAGCACAUGAUUGAGCUCUUCAGUGAGAAUGUGGAGCUGGCAGCCAGCGGCUGGGCUUUCCUAUACAAUGCCUUCCCCUGGAUGGAGCACGUACCCUUUGGGAAGCACCAAAAGCUCUUCCGCAAUGCCACCGAGGUCUAUGACUUACUUCUGCAAAUCAUCAAGCGCUUCUCACAGGAUAGGGUACCCCAGUCGCCUCAAAAUUACAUUGAUGCCUACUUGGACGAAAUCGAGCAGAGCGCCACUGAUAAACCUACAUCUUUCUCUCAAGAUAAUCUCAUUUUCUCAGUUGGAGAACUCAUCAUUGCGGGCACAGAGACUACCACAAAUUGUCUGCGCUGGGCUAUGCUCUACAUGGCUCUGUAUCCCAGGAUACAAGAAAAGGUCCAAAUGGAGAUCGAUUGCAUCCUGAAUGGCAGACCGCCUGCUCUUGAAGACAAGCAGAGGAUGCCGUAUGUGGAGGCAGUGCUGCAUGAAGUGCUGCGCCUUUGCAAUGUCGUCCCACUGGGCAUCUUCCGCGCUACGUCUCAAGAUGCAAUGGUGCGUGGCUACACUAUCCCCAAGGGCACCAUGGUCAUCACUAAUUUGUACUCAGUGCACUUUGAUGAGAAGUACUGGAGCAACCCAUCCAUCUUCUGCCCAGAGCGGUUCCUUGGCCGUAAUGGCAAAUUUGUCCGGCACAAAGCGUUUCUUCCUUUCUCAAUAGGUAAGCGCCACUGUCUGGGAGAGCAGUUGGCAAGGCUGGAGAUGUUCUUGUUCUUCACCACAUUGCUCCAGAGGUUCCAUCUUCAGUUCCCCGAAGGCUUGAUUCCAAGUCUUUCUCCGAAACUAGGCAUGACCCUUCAGCCUCAGCCAUACUCCAUAUGCGCAAUCAGGAGACAGCAGUGAAAAUUGCCCCUUGAGCUCUGGAUCACGUGCACUCACCUCAGGGGAUCCUGCUAAGAAACGCAAAGCAGAGCAGUUCCCACUCUUAAAUUCCAUCAGGUUUUCAGCGGAGAUUACUGACCUCUGAUAUUGACUUGUUCAAUUCUCAGAACGUGUCCUCCAUAGUUUCACAGAAACCAGCCUGAGAGUGAUAAGAGUACUGUUACAGAACACAUGUUCUGGAGAGCAAUGAGCAUGCGUUACCGAACGGACAUGAGAGUAUCAAGAUAAAUGCACUGUAGCAAGUAUCUUUCAUAACUUGAACAAAAAAGUGUACUGUGUAGCAAACCUGAACAUUGUGCUCGUCAAUAUGAGAAGAGCUAUUAUGUCAAUGAUUGACAGGGUUUACCUCUAUAACGGUUUGGAGGUCUGUCUUUUCCAGCAUUCCUUGUAUUCCCCCAUAUCUGAAGUUGGGCAAGUGAGAGGCAAAAAGCUGCCUUUCCUAGAAAGCUUUGGAAAUGCUUCAUGAUUCUCGUUGGUUUAAUGCCAUGUAUCAGUUCUGCAGUAAUAAUGGCCUGUGCCUACUUUAUCUCAGUGGAAAGACAUUAUCAAGAAACUUAAGCUGCAAUAUUUUGUGAAAAGCUGGAUUCCAAUAUACAUUUUAUAGCACAAUAUUAUUUUUACUUUUUUAUUUUUUUGGGGAUUUUAUAACAAAAUAUGACCUGACAAGAAUUGUAUGAAUAAAGACAAAAUAAGCCUUUUUUAA
Molecule: messenger RNA, 2402 nt
Organism: Carassius gibelio (silver crucian carp)
Lineage: Eukaryota; Metazoa; Chordata; Actinopteri; Cypriniformes; Cyprinidae
Product: vitamin D 25-hydroxylase
Exons: 5
Coding region: 53-1660 (535 amino acids)
Biological process (GO): xenobiotic metabolic process
Cellular component (GO): intracellular membrane-bounded organelle; cytoplasm
Molecular function (GO): iron ion binding; oxidoreductase activity, acting on paired donors, with incorporation or reduction of molecular oxygen, reduced flavin or flavoprotein as one donor, and incorporation of one atom of oxygen; heme binding
Source: RefSeq, a predicted model, not a curated record